AUGGGUGCGAGGAAGGCCCCGCCCGGGAUCAAAGAAAAUGAGGGAACGAACCCCAGAACUGGGUUCAAGAUGAUUCUGAGAUUGAGAGAGAGGUUUUUGGAAGUUGCGUGGUAUCUAAGAACGCGGGAGGGCCUAAGACAGAGAAAGGAGGACAAGGAGCGUCGGGGGACAGGAGUUGCAAGGGCUGUGAGGGGACGGGGAUUGGACAGUCAAAAAGGAGCAUCCGAAGCAUCCAACGGAAUGAGUAUAAUAUAUCCAGAGGACCCGUCGCAUAAAAAGGCUGCUCGUCUCAGUGGAUUGGGCCCUAGUGUGGACACGCAGAGUUUAGAUCAUGCAAAGUUUGUCCAAGGGCCAUUCAUUGUCCUCGACCGGUAUUCCAGCUCUCAAAAUCUAAGCCCAGGAUCGCUCUCAAGAAUUCACCUUGAGCGUUCAUAUCGUCAUCUGACCGGCUACCUUCAUCUCAUGGCUUAUAAUGGAGACUUGGAUUCUAGGAAGCAAAGCCUUGAGAUCGUGAUUCUGCUUAUGGGCGACGUCCAAGUGGGUAAGAGACGCCUUGUUAGAUGCUACAUCAAGGACGAAGGACACAUGGAUUCGAUUCACUCCAGUACGCGAGCAAGUCACUAUCGUUUGAGGCUACCACUCGAUUCAUGCCCCAUCCUCCCAAACGGACAGCCCAAGCCCCAACAGACCAAAAGGAUGGCCACGAAUACUACCAGUCGAGGGCAGCGAAAACCAACAAUGGUAGAAAUGGAACUCUUUGCUAUGAUUGCUAGCGACCAGAGACUCUUCACCAUGCCAUUUACAAG
Acaulospora colombiana is the source of this 806-nucleotide messenger RNA. Lineage: Eukaryota; Fungi; Glomeromycota; Glomeromycetes; Diversisporales; Acaulosporaceae. The record is from the annotation of a GenBank genome assembly.